AUGGCCUCGUUGAAGAUCACCGAACAGUCCAUUCCCUCGUUAGAGGGCACCGUAGCCAUUGUGACAGGGUCAUCUGGAAUUUGCUACGCCGCCGCCCAAAUCCUCACAAACAAAGGAGCUACCGUCCACAUCCUCGAUCGCAACGGCCCGAAUAAUCAGCGCUAUCGUUAUAGCCCACAACUAGUGUGGCACCAAUGCGACGUAUCCAACUGGGCCAAUCUCCGCGAGAUAUUUGACACUAUUGGUCCAGUGAAUUUUGUCUUCGCCAACGCGGGCGUGUUCGAGUCGACGAACUAUUUUGGCGACACAUGGGAUACAGCCGGGCUACUGGAAGAGCCAACGUACGCUGUACUCGAUGUCAAUCUCCACGCCGUACUGAACGUGGUUAAGUUGGCAUGGAGCUCCAUGAAAAGAAACAAGAUCCAAGGGAGCAUCGUGAUCACUACCAGUGCUACUGCCUAUGCUCCGGAACAGUCCUUGCCCGUCUAUGCGGCAGGGAAAUUGGCUCUGGUCGGCCUCAUCCACUCUCUUCGGUCUGUGAUCAUUCAAGACGGCAUUACCAUUAAUGGCGUCGCCCCGGCCGCCACAGCCACCAACCUUCUCCCAGACCAUCUAGUCGCCCCUAUCAUCGCCCGAGGGCUCCAGGUUAGCUCGGCCCACUUCGUGGGGCUGGCCCUCGUAUACUCCGCGACGGCCCGUCAGUCACUCCGUGUGGAGGUCUACGGCAGAGAGACGGAGGCACAGCGUUACGCGACUACUCCGGAACGAUGGAAUGGGCGGGUUAUCCUCACGCUAGGAGAAUGCUAUACUGAGCUGGAGGAGCCCAUUGCGGAUCUUCGGCCAUUCUGGUUCGGCAGAGAGAAUCUUAAAUUGACCCGGUUGCAGCAGGCUUCGACGGACUUUCGUUGA
Messenger RNA from Penicillium malachiteum, 909 nucleotides. RefSeq lists its product as uncharacterized. Gene Ontology annotation, molecular function: oxidoreductase activity. The record is from RefSeq and is a predicted model, not a curated record. The coding region runs from base 1 to 909 and encodes 302 amino acids. Lineage: Eukaryota; Fungi; Ascomycota; Eurotiomycetes; Eurotiales; Aspergillaceae. The transcript has 3 exons.